CCUAUAACCAAACCACGGUCGCUUAAAUUAAUUCUACAGUAUUUCGUUAUUUCGUUAUACUCCCAUUUCCAUUAUUCUACAUUUACGAUAAAAUAAAGAAACAAUUUCGAUCAGAUCCUAUUCUUGGUGCACCAGUCUCUGGUCUUCCUGAUUCUACUAUUUUCUACUAAACGGUUACAUUCGGAACCGUGGAUGUAAAGAAAAGAUGUCUUGAAUGAUGGGUCCUAUCGGCAGCGUGUCGUUGGGAGCCAAGUGGCUGUUCCGCUUCACUAAACCAUCGAAGAUCGCCCAGAACUUUCGUCGUCGCACUCGAGGGUUUUACGACCGCGUGGUGUGACAGUUUUAGUUUCACCCGUCUCGGAUGACCGAGCCAAAGGUAUUCCUGAACGACCGCAUGGAUAUUCUCGCUUCGAGUCCUGAUCGCAAUGCAGUUUGUACCCCCAAACGAAAAAGAAAAACGAUUUAGAGCGCGCGAACGAACUCUUACGAACUGAUUUUAACUCGCUUUGAAUGAUAAAACUAUGACGUCCUAAUUCGUUUCCUACGAUGCAGUUCGGCAAGUAAUCCUUGCAAUCACGCUUCACGGAUAAGAGAUAGCCUGCGCGGAUGGAAACUUAUAUUCGUUACGAAAGUUUUCGAUUUAUGUGCGAUGUGCUCGAUAAGACGCUUCGUCUGAAGAACUGUUCCAAUUGUGUCUUUUGGAGAGUGGAUCGUUAUGUGACGAAUCAAUCGCUUUCGUACAGCUGUACCUUGUUUGUGGAGACUUCAUCGAUACGGAGCAUUCCGAUAUUUUAUUUUCAGUGGUGAUGCGUUGUUCAAUGUGUACGCGUACUUUGGAACUAUGUUACUUAAAACGGGCAUUUAUUAACCUUUCGACUGCGAAGGGCAUAUAUGUGUAUGCGUCCUAGAGAAAUGGGCUCAGAGAAAUGUUUGUAUUCGUUAAAUCGAUUUAAGGGGCUUGGAACAUCGAAAAAUGAAGAAAAGAAAUCACUUUUGUUUUUAUUCUUUUUUAUUAAAAUUUAUGCGAUUCUGGACAAUUCUACGCAAAGAAAAUUGAAUUUGGAGCACUAGAAGUGGUAAAGAAAUUUAAAAAAAAGAAAAAAGAAAAGAAAAGAAUGGAAUUUUUUUUCACAAAAUUUCAUUUUUUUCUCACACAAAAAAGUUCGACGACACGAACUUAGUAAAAAGAACGCGAUAAAACUGUAAGAAAUAUAAGGAAAUAGAACUGACAACUUUCUCGAAGAGAAAACAACGACAGUCAAAUUUGCGAAAGACCGGAGGCGCGGUUACCUUGGUCCACAGCCAUAGGGUAUUGUUUUCUAGGGUAAAGGAGGCAGUAAAUUUCCGAAAAAGCGUUUUAAUCGAUUCAAAGAAAUACGAUAAUAAAAAGAAAUACGAUUAGAUAAUAUUUAGUUUAAUCGUCCAUAAGAAAGAUUGAAAUGAAAAUAGCAGAAACGUAUCGACGAAAGGCGUUGAGUAAACAUUCAGACCAAGGUAACAUUAAAAAUCCUGAUAUUAUUACUAUUAUUACGUUUUAAACGUUAACGUGCAAAUUGCGAUAAAAACAAAUGUAAUCGAUAAAUGUCUAUUAUCACCGAAGAACUUGUACUUUUUCCAACUAAUAAAGAUCAUCAGCUCGUACAGAGACGAUACAAAUAAUUUUGAAAUGGCCGAUAAUUUACAAAGACUUACGAAAAAAAAAAAAAAACUAUGAUCUUAAUUUAAGAGUGCGUUCAACUUCGCUUAGAGAUAACAGUGAUACUUAAAUAUUAUUGGCAUCGUAUAUAUCCCUUACGUUUACACCGACUGAACAACAAUUUUUUCAAGCCAGUUUCAUUUUAUAAUUUGCAAAUUCAAUUUUAUGGGGGCUCUGAAAUCUGACUUUGCACAAACACGACCCUUAACCACCGAACGGGAGCGUCAAUAGCUAUGCAUUGUUUCGUCGUUGUAAACCGUAAUUUGUCCGCUAGAUUUUCCGUAAUGAAAUUCGUGUUCGAACACCGUGUCCACCAACGUCCGGCACUCGAUUGAUCGUUAGUCACGAUCGAGGACGCGAACAAACGCGGUGAAUAUCAACCCGUGAUGUGCGAUGCCAGUGUCGAUCCAACUCCCGCAUGCGCGUGGAGAAAACUUGAACGCUGCUUUCCGAAAGGAGCAUCAGUAUUUUCAAUGCUGUAAAUUACAGAAUGUUCAUUCUUUUCAGGGGGAAAUUUACUUUUGUAUUCCUACAUAGUCAUAGUCAUUGAAACAUCUAUAUACAUAUAUAUUUUACUUUUAUAUUUAUAUCUUACUAAUAUAGUGAAGUCAUUACAAGAACAUAAAAAUGUUCAGGUAAUUUUGGGACGUACACCACUUUCAUAAUGAAUGUUUUUUUGUUUUUUCGUUCUGGUUAUUAAUUGAAUUUUAUCCAAUGCGAUUACAUGGAUAUUUUUUCUUAUCGACAGUGAAACAUUUCUAUCGAACAAAUUAACAAGUCAAUUUAAACGAUUGCUUGCAGAGACUUUUUGCUUGCAAAGUGGAAUUCGCUUUUAUAACGAACGUUUUCCUCGUUUUCUUUAACAACUGAAUUUCAUUAAUCACGAAUAUAAAGAAAUUUGAUCUCGUUAACGAAUGAAACUUCUUUAUAAACAAACUUAACACGGUUCUUAAGCGUUGCUCGCAAGAAUUCCAUGUUAUAAAAAAAUGGACUUACGCCACUUUUACAACGAACUGCUGACAUGUUAUAAGUAUUAUGUCUAAUAGAACGAAUUUGACAAAGCUCACAGGUGGUACUUGGAUACUGGGCGAAAUACUCUGUAUCUCCUGGGUUUCCCUUGACAUUCUCCUCUGUACUGCCAGCAUUCUCUCAUUAUGCGCCAUAUCCAUAGACAGGUACCUAGCCAUAACUCAACCUUUGAUAUACAGCCGACGACGUCGAAGUAAAAGACUGGCUGGCUUGAUGAUUGUCGCUGUAUGGAUCCUUGCUGGGGCUAUAACCAGCCCACCUUUGCUGGGAUGUUUUCCGCGUGCAACGAAUCGCGACAGUAAAAAAUGCUCGUACAACAUGGACUCCUCAUACGUAAUAUUUUCAGCGAUGGGUUCUUUUUUCCUACCGAUGCUGGUAAUGCUCUACGUUUACGGCAGAAUAUCUUGCUUGAUUGCGAGUCGCCAUAGAAACUUGGAAGCCACUGGCAGUGAAAACAUCAAACCACGUCGCAAUGUGCUGAUUGAACGAGCAAAGAGCAUCAGGGUACGAAGAACCGAAUGUGUGACCAACACUGUGACCUGUGACAGGGCCUCCAAUGAAGCGGAACCGCCGACCACCAGCAAAAAGUCAGGGAUCGUCCGCAGUCAUCAACAGAGCUGCAUCAACAGAGCAGCUAAGGAGACAAAAACUGCUGGCACUUUAGCAGUGGUCGUAGGUGGAUUCGUAGCAUGUUGGUUACCUUUCUUCAUUCUCUAUUUGGCCACACCGUUCGUGCCCAUGAACCCGCCGGAUGUCCUAAUGCCAGCUCUAACGUGGCUAGGGUGGAUCAAUUCAGCUAUAAAUCCAUUCAUCUACGCCUUUUACUCGGCCGAUUUCAGAAUCGCAUUCUGGCGACUGACUUGUCGAAAAUGUUUCAAGAGUAGAAGUAAUUUGGAUCGAAGCAAUCGAAAAUUACCGACUCCAGCUAACUGGAAGAAGGGCAUCGAGGACGUGAAAAUAGUGGAACAAUGAUGAAAAUAAAAAUCCAUCGAUCGCUGUGAUCGGAACAGAGGUCACUGUGAUUUACCUAAGAGUGCGACUCGUGUUGUAUCGAAUGAGACACGUAAUUAAACAAAUUCAAACAAGACAUCAAUCUCAUGAUACACGUAACUUGUUCGAAAUAUACAGUAUUUUACAAUCGGUAAUAACUAAACAGGUGAUUACAACAUUUAUAAACUGCGAAUACAUGGUAUUAUUUGGAACAUGUCUGUAUCACGACUUUAUUAAAAUUGGAUUACUUCACAAACAACUGUUACAGCUAUUAGAUCUGAAUACAUUUUUACCUAAGCAGGAGUUUCACUUUCAUUUCACUUACAAAAAAGCGGAUAUGGCUAACAAGUAUAAUAGUUGGGUACCGCAUGAAUCAUUCAUCGAAGAAGAAUUUAUAUCUAUUUAUAUCCUUGUUAUAACGGCACAAUAAUUGCUCGUUUUCAAAGCAACUGGUAA
This is a messenger RNA of Hylaeus volcanicus, 4171 nucleotides long. Its product is annotated as 5-hydroxytryptamine receptor-like. Gene Ontology annotation, biological process: adenylate cyclase-activating adrenergic receptor signaling pathway. Lineage: Eukaryota; Metazoa; Arthropoda; Insecta; Hymenoptera; Colletidae. Gene Ontology annotation, molecular function: G protein-coupled receptor activity. The record is from RefSeq and is a predicted model, not a curated record. Gene Ontology annotation, cellular component: membrane.